AUGGUAAAGAUAAACUUGGACAACACUGCCUUGUACGCAGACAUUGACACCACCCCUCAAUUCGAGCCCUCACAGACUUCUGUAGCUGAUAUUUUAACCAAAGAUGCUUUGGAAUUUAUUGUUCUGCUACAUAGAACCUUCAAUGCAAGACGCAAACAACUUUUAGCUAAUAGAGGUACUUUACAGUCUAAAUUGGAUUCCGGUGAAUAUCAAUUUGACUUCUUACCGGAAACUGAACAAAUCAGAAAUGACCCCACUUGGCAAGGUGCUAUUCCCGCCCCUGGCUUGAUCAACAGAUCCAGUGAGAUCACGGGCCCUCCGUUGAGAAAUAUGUUGGUCAACGCCUUGAAUGCAGAAGUCACAACUUAUAUGACUGAUUUUGAAGAUUCUUCGUCUCCAACGUGGGAAAACAUGAUUUAUGGUCAAGUUAAUCUUUAUGACGCUAUCAGAAACCAAAUCGACUUCAAGACUCCAAGAAAGGAAUACAAAUUGAAGGACGACAUUUCAAAAUUGCCUACUUUGAUUGUCAGACCUCGUGGCUGGCAUAUGGUGGAGAAACAUCUUUAUGUGGAUGACGAGCCAAUCAGUGCAUCUGUAUUUGAUUUUGGUUUGUACUUCUACCAUAAUGCUAAAGAGUUGAUCAAAAUCGGUAAGGGGCCUUACUUCUAUUUACCAAAGAUGGAACAUCACCUAGAAGUUAAAUUGUGGAAUGAUAUCUUUUGCGUCGCUCAAGAUUUUAUCGGAAUGCCCCGUGGUACCAUUAGAGCCACUGUGCUGAUUGAAACGUUGCCAGCAGCUUUCCAAAUGGAGGAGAUCAUUUAUCAAGUGAGACAGCAUUCCAGUGGUUUGAAUUGUGGUCGUUGGGAUUACAUAUUUUCCACAAUAAAGAAAUUAAGAAAUUUGCCCCAACACGUCUUACCAAAUAGGGAUCUGGUGACGAUGACUUCGCCCUUUAUGAAUGCUUAUGUGAAAAGAUUAAUCAAUACGUGUCACCGCAGAGGUGUCCAUGCAAUGGGUGGUAUGGCUGCCCAAAUUCCUAUUAAGGAUGAUCCAAAGGCCAACGAAAUUGCUAUGAACAAGGUUCGUAACGAUAAGAUUAGAGAAAUGAAAAAUGGGCAUGAUGGUUCAUGGGUAGCACACCCUGCAUUGGCACCAAUUUGUAAUGAAGUUUUUAGCAACAUGGGUACAGCGAAUCAAAUUUACUUCAUCCCAGAUGCAAAUGUUACAUCAUCCGAUUUAUUGAAUACAAACAUUAAAGAUGCGGAAGUCACAACUGAAGGGAUAAGAGUAAAUUUAGAUAUCGGUUUACAAUAUAUGGAAGCCUGGUUAAGAGGUUCUGGUUGCGUCCCAAUUAAUCACUUGAUGGAAGACGCCGCCACCGCUGAAGUGUCACGUUGUCAAUUGUAUCAAUGGGUUAAACACGGUGUCACUCUAAGCGAUACUGGUAAUAGGGUGACUCCGGAGGUAACCGCGAAGAUAUUAGAUGAGGAGGCUACAAAAUUGGCUUCAACAAGUCCCGUAGGUGAAAAGAAUAAGUUUGCCUUAGCAGCUAAGUAUUUCUUGCCCGAAGUCACGGGUGAAAUCUUUAGCGAUUUCUUGACCACUUUGCUGUACGACGAAAUUAUUACACCAAAUGCCAAGCCGAUUGAUUUGAGUAAAUUAUAG
Saccharomyces eubayanus is the source of this 1665-nucleotide messenger RNA. RefSeq names its product malate synthase DAL7 (gene DAL7). The record is from RefSeq and is a predicted model, not a curated record. Gene Ontology annotation, molecular function: malate synthase activity. The coding region runs from base 1 to 1665 and encodes 554 amino acids. Lineage: Eukaryota; Fungi; Ascomycota; Saccharomycetes; Saccharomycetales; Saccharomycetaceae. Gene Ontology annotation, cellular component: peroxisomal matrix; cytoplasm. Gene Ontology annotation, biological process: glyoxylate cycle. The transcript has a single exon.